This is a messenger RNA of Plectropomus leopardus (leopard coralgrouper), 1766 nucleotides long. RefSeq names its product protein arginine methyltransferase 3 (gene prmt3). Gene Ontology annotation, cellular component: nucleus. Gene Ontology annotation, molecular function: protein-arginine N-methyltransferase activity; histone methyltransferase activity. The record is from RefSeq and is a predicted model, not a curated record. Lineage: Eukaryota; Metazoa; Chordata; Actinopteri; Perciformes; Serranidae. Gene Ontology annotation, biological process: chromatin remodeling; peptidyl-arginine methylation, to asymmetrical-dimethyl arginine.
CCAAGGCGACAUCAUGGCAGAAUACACAGACCCACGCGAUGAGGGAGCUGCUGAGGACAUGCCCGAGCUCUCUGACGGUGAUGAGGAUGAGGUUGAUGAUGAAGAGCAGUGGCAGUGGAUGGAGGAGGACAGUCAGCCAGUUACCUGUCUGUUCUGCGACAGGUCGCUGAGCUCUGUGGCUGCCACCCUGCAGCACUGCACGGCUGAGCACCAGAUCAGCCUCGUAGACGUGAUAAGAAAACACAAUUUAGACGACUACGGUUACAUAAAGAUGAUCAACUUCAUUCGGUCAACAAAAUGUGGUGCCUCCUGUCUGACGGGGCUGCCGGAUGCUCCUCUACCCUGGGAGAGUGAAGACUUCCUGCGACCGGUCCUGCAGGACGACCCCCUGCUGCAGACAGACCCUGAGGAGCUCUGUGAGGGGUUGAGCCCGUCAGCCUGCCCCUCAUCGGGGGCCGAGUCCCAUGAUGCUCUGCGGCAGAGGGCACAAGCCGCUGAGGAAAGAGCCCGAAGCUCAGAGGAGGCGCUUGCCAGAGCCAUGGAUGACCUGCACAAACUCAAGCUGCUGGCUCAAGGUUUGGUGCUGAACGCAGAAACCCGCAAAUCUGGUAACCUGGGUGCUGUGGCCGAGCUCCGAGAGGACGAGGACGAGGCCUACUUCAGCUCCUACGGCCAUUAUAGCAUCCAUGAGGAAAUGCUGAAGGAUAAGGUGCGCACAGAGAGUUACCGCGACUUCAUGUACCGCAACCCUGAGGUGUUCAAAGACAAGGUGGUGCUCGAUGUGGGCUGUGGGACCGGCAUACUGUCCAUGUUCGCUGUCAGAGCUGGGGCCAAGAAGGUCAUCGCAGUGGACCAAUCAGCAAUCAUCUAUCAGGCCAUGGACAUAGUCAGAUCCAACCAGCUGGAGGACAAGAUCACUCUGAUCAAAGGCCGCAUAGAGGACAUCACACUGCCUGUGGAGAAGGUGGACAUCAUCAUCUCAGAAUGGAUGGGUUACUUCUUGCUGUUUGAGUCCAUGUUGGACUCCGUCCUGUAUGCCAGAGACCUCUACCUGGCUGACGGUGGCUCACUCUAUCCAGACCUCUGUAACAUCAGCCUGGCAGCAGUUGGAGACACGCAAAAGCACCGGGACCACAUUGCAUUCUGGGACGACGUAUACGGCUUCAACAUGGCGUGCAUGAAGAAGGUUGUGGUACCUGAGGCAGCGGUGGAGGUGGUGAAUGCCGACACACUCAUCUCUGAACCUACAGUCAUACAGAUGAUCGACUGUAACAGAGUUUGUCUGUCAGAGCUGGAGUUUGCAUCCGAUUUCUGCCUGAAGAUAACAAACACCACAGAAUGCACGGCAAUUGUCGGCUACUUUGACAUUUUCUUUGACAAAGGCUGCAGCAACAAGGUGAUGUUCUCCACGGGUCCUCAGGUUACAAAGACGCAUUGGAAGCAGACUAUCUUCCUACUAGAGAGACCGUUCUCUGUUCAAACAGGGGAGGAGCUCAAGGGAAAGAUCACCGUGCGUAAAAACAAGAAGGACCCUCGCUCACUGUUCGUCACCUUUGACCUACGAGACAGGAAGCAGACUUACAGCCUGCAAUAACAUCAGCUAUCACAUGGUACAAAACCCAGAAAAUAUAGCCGACUUUUUAACUGACCAGUCAUGUAUUCACAUGUGGGAGCAGGAUAAAAAUUCAACACUUGAUUUUGAUCUUUCAAAUGUUAGGAUAGUUUUUGUGCCUUGUAAUAAAAAAAAGUAUGACAUUUUCACCUUA